Dreissena polymorpha is the source of this 2446-nucleotide messenger RNA. RefSeq lists its product as uncharacterized. The transcript is spliced from 9 exons. NCBI's taxonomy places the organism in Eukaryota, Metazoa, Mollusca, Bivalvia, Myida, Dreissenidae. The record is from RefSeq and is a predicted model, not a curated record. Bases 97 to 1716 code for a protein of 539 amino acids.
AAAGUUAUCUCAUAGGCGUCUUAUAAAUGCGUUUACCUCAUCUGGUUUUACUUUUUUAAUGUUCAAAUAUCUAAACAAAUACAUUUUGUCACGAAAAUGCAUUUGCAAUUUGUGUUCGUAAUCAGUUUAUUAUUUUUAUGUUUUAUCAGAUUUCAGCACAGUAUUGUUCGAUCACCAUGGAUACAAUUAGAAAAGCACCAGUCCAAGACAGGCAACGAGGUUGUUUGCAGUUCGUCUCAAUUUUAUAUUGGGACAAUUUAUUUCUACGAAAGUGAAAGACUAGUAGUGGAAAUCUGGAACAAUGGAAGUGUUUGUCGCCUUAACCCGGAAAAGCUGCAUAUACAUUUGAGGUGUGGCUGCAGGGGUGUAGCGAGCACAUUAUGCAAUAUUACUGUUGACCAUUCGAACACAGGCUGCCAGACAUGGAGAUGUGCGGCCGUGAUAGAUGGCGUAUUGACCUUCAGCAAUUUUGUGGACAUAUGUGAUCACGUAAGCACAAGUACUUCUACCGCAAGGAGUCCUUCUACAACAGAUGUAUAUCAAUACAUGAACUGUAAUUCCACAAACAUAGUCAAUAGGGUAGUCGAAAAGAACCGUGAUCUGUUUGAAAUAAAGAAAUAUUAUAGAGAUAACAUUUCGAUGUUGAUAGACUCAUUUAAAAGCGAAGACGAUGGUUCAAUAGAGACAUGUAAAGUUGAAGAACCAGCGGAGGAAGAAUGGGCCAUCAGCAUUUUAUAUCCGUUUGAAGUAUGCGAAACGUCCAUCCUUGUUGAUAAUAAAUCAUUAAGACAGACAUGUCAAUACAGGCAUGGUAACCCGAACAUCACAGUGAAAGUAGAAACAGUUUCAACAUGUCCAUUAAUAACAACAACGUCCAGAUCGGAAAUUAAUAUAUCUCUGUGUGAGUUUGUCAAUCAAAAUGAUUUAGGUGAACGGAAAUUCGUUGAUUAUGCGACUGGUCUUUUCAAAGUGGAAAUCCUUUACCCUGCCACAAUACUUCAAUACGACAUUACAAUAGAGGAAAUACGUUCACAUGCGUGGAAUGUGACGUCAGAUGGUUUACGCUACAUACGAUUCAAUUGUCAUGGAAACGGAAACCCAUCUCCAAUAAUGACGUUAAUUAAAGAAAAGACAGUACUAGUGAGCCAAAACACUCAUUUACAGCAUAAAAUUCAUUUAUCUUCUAAACAAGAGUCGAACAUAUAUACGUGCAUAGCUUGGAAUGGACUUGGAAGUGAUAAUAAAUCAAUCGUUGUUAACCCUCAACCCGUGGUUUCGAACUCCCGCCGAGAAAACAUUCCUACUAUUAACAACAUGGUUAUCUAUGUCGUCAGCGGGGUUGUGGCUCUAGCUCUCGUUUGUCUUCUGAUUCACCUUCUAUUAAGAAGGGUCAGCUGUUAUAGACCCUUGCGAUGUACAGAAAUUGGUAGCCUUACAGUGCGUAUGGUUGCCAUAGAAACAUCAGAGCAGAUCGCUCCCGAAAUGCAGACAACAGAUGAAGGCAUAGCUAUAAGGACUGGCAGCGUUCAUCUUUACGAGAGCAUUCCACCAUCACCCAUUGCAGAUGUAUCAUUUAGUGAUGUAUCAGAAGAUAUUGAUAUAGAUAGUGACCUAGCCGAUAACAGAGUGGUACAAUUUGCCGAGACAGGUCGUUACGAAAUUCUGGAUCGAAAUAGGCGAGAAGAUAUGACAACUUACAUCAAUUUGCAGAUCUAAUCGAAACACUCGGCAAAGGAUUACACAUUACAUCAAUUUGUAGAUAAGAUUGAAACAAUAUGUUACAUAAUGUCAUAUUGAUUAAAAUGUAUUGUUAAUAUUAUUUUACUUGCUGAAUACUUUAUGAAUCAUUCCGAUUAAAAAAAAUACAAGGACAAAACAAACCCCUACAUCAUGUAGGGUGCAUGGGGUCAUUACUAUUCUUAUUUAAGAAUAUCCGGACCUCGUAAUAAUAGUUAUGACCCCAUGCACCCUACAUCAAUAUAACGUUAUUAUGAACUCAACUAAUAUCUAUGUUCAAACAUUAUUUUGUGUUUCUUGUGCCACGUGAACAUUGUUUAGAAAACUGUAAUCGGACGUUAUAGAGGUCCGAGAUGUGUUAAAAGAUAUGUGAAUGCAAUUUUUUUGUAAUACAGUCGCUUGGUUAUUUGGAGAAAUUAUAAAUAACGUGUUUGCCAUUUUAUUAGAUAUACACAAAGAUGUGCACUCGCCGUGACAAUUUACUAUCGCUACGAAAGUUGAAUGACUUACAUAAACAACCAAGCUAUGUAAUAUGGAUCUUUUACAACCAAUAUUGCUGCUUCUUCCUGUAUUUGCACGAUGGUGAUCUAAAAUAUUAACUAUAUGAUGAUAUAUUCGUAAUUCCAUUUCAUCGUUCCUCAAAAAGUUGUAACUCUGUUGCUCUGGUCUCCUUCCUUCCAUUGAGUAAUUAAAUGGUAUAUAAAUUGAA